UCUGCAGUUCCCUCCCUCCCUGUUCAGCUGCCCCCAGGUCAGGGGAAAGAAAAACUGGAAGACUCGCUGGGGUAAGCUGUAGGAGGCCCGAAGUCCAGGCGGUGGCCAGCAAAGGCAGGGUAAGUGGGCGCCUCAGGUGCUCCGGGAAGAAGACACCGUGAACUGAGACACGGAAGGAUUCGGCUGAUCAUUAGGGCCAAGGGGCAGACGCAAGGGCAGAGAAAUGAGAAAUGGGCUGAGGGGCUCCUUCUCUAGGCGCCUAUAGCAGCACUCCAUCCCUAUGAUUAAUUCCAGGAGCCAGGAUUCCCCUAGGAAAGCAAUCCUCUCUCAGAUGCUCUGUGGACCUUGCAGGGUCCCACGAUUGAGGGGAGGGGACUCGAUCAAUAGCAGCGGUGCUGAUUUAGAUCCUGGGAAGAAAGGUCUACUAUGCUGGCGAAGGGGGAGAGAAGUUGGGAACUACAUGGAACUUCGAGGUGGUUCCCAGCUGAAGAAAUGAACGCGCUGUGGAAGGCCUCUGUGGGCAUCCCCCACCUAAGGUGGCUGUGGGGAUAUGCGAGAAAGGACACUUCCUGCCAAAGACCCCUUUGCCACCCCACCCAAGAAUUUGCCUGGCGCAACCAGGCUCUGUUCUGGAUCCCCAUCCUGGAGGCUGCCCUGGUCCCCAAGAGAGCCUCCACCCCCUUAGGACCGAGGAAUAGGAGGAGGAACAAAAGGAGUGUCUUUGCUGCACCGCUUGGAUAGAGGAACUUUUUUUUCUCACCAGUUAUUUAUUUAACAGCUGAGUAACAAUGGCAGCGGCAGGCCCACCCUCCCCCCCGCCUCUGGAUCCAAAUUCGACUCUUCCCUGACUCCUGGAGAACCAACUUCCCUCCUCCGACGGGGCAGAGCGAGGAGCUCCCACGUGAAAGGAGGGGGGAGGCUGAGAAAGACAGAGACUAAAAAGCGAGGGAAAAAGAAAAAAAAAAAAAGCACUAAAGUAAUGGGUUCGAGAAACACGAUUCAAACCAGUUUUUAAUUCUUGCAGGGAAAAAAGGGGGGAUGGAGGGGGGGGAGAAGAAAAGAAAAAGUAGGAGGAGAAAGAGGAAUCGGGGAGCCUCGACAUGAAGGGGUUUCCUUAAUAUUGUGGACGGAUUCAGAAAUGAAUGAAGAGAUAGUCCAUUGAAAAGGGUUGAAUGCCAUGACAACUAGGAACAACCUUAGAUUUAUUCCAAACAGUUAGGACACAUUGAAAGAGAGCGUCAAUCAUGUAUUAUUUCGCCACUGAAAUAAAUGCAAAAACCGAGCCGGGACAAAGGCUUCCAACGGGAGCGGGACAUUUGUCUACAUUUCGCUCAUUGUCCGCAGCUUAGCAAUCGGUUUGUAUUUGUGUUUGCCGGGGUCCGACCACCCAGGACGCGCCGACGAGGGGCUCACUCUAACCUGGGCCAUUGUCACCCACGUCACAUACUGGGGGCGAGGCAGCGAGGGCUGCAGAAAGCCGCCGAGCGGCUCGGGGAGAGGCGCCCUCACCCGGCGCUGGCAACCCCAGGGCAGCGGGGGCGCGGCGGCGGCCACGGCAGCUGCGCGCGAGCAGGACCCGGCGCCCGCGCGGUCAGCUUGGCCGGCGCCAAGGCGGCCCAGGCUGUGGGAAGACAAGACCCGGACCCUGCAGGGGCGGCCUUCUGUGCCCUCCCCGCCCCCAGACAAAGCUGCCUCCUGACGCUCCUCGGGGGCGAACGAGCAUCAGGUAGCCAAUAUACCCCACAACGCACAAACAUGUUCUUUAACUGAAGGAGAGGCAUGGUCUUUUCCAACCCCAGCGCCGAGGAGGAGGUGCAAUCCCGGGAAAGUUCAGUUCCCAGAGCAGAGAGUGGUUGGAAACUUCACACUAACCUGACUUAACCUGGAAACGUGGAGCGCGUACUCCGAACGCGCCCAGGGCGUUCAAAAGGAGACCACACUAAAGAACUCGCAUGGGAGAAAAAAACUGGAGAGAAAACGCGGUGGCGUCGGGCCGCCCAGUGACCCCCCUCCCCCGCAGCUUUCUGGGUCCUCACCCAGGCUGUAGAAACAACCCCCACCCCACCCCCAUCCCGCCCCGCUGCCUUCACGCUGCUCCACCUCUAAUCGGAGGCUGGAGUUGGAGGGGGCAAGAGAGGGAGGGAUAAUAGAGGGCAGGAAAGAGCGGGGCUGUCUGCCCUUUCCUCCACACGGGGAAAGCGGCCCGCGGAGCCCAGAGGCCGCAGGGCCGGGGUCCGACCCCAGCCGAAGUUGGAGCUCCCGACUCUAACCCCGCCCUCCCCGGGACCGCCCGCAAAGCAGAAAGUGAACUGUGCGUCCUCCUCCGCAGCAAAGAGGUUCGUGAGUGGAGCCCAGCCUUAUAUGGACUGAUCGCUCGGGCAAUGGCCCAUUUUUUCCUCGCCACCAGCCGCCACCGCGCGCCGAGCGGCCGCCGGAGCCCGAGCUGACGCCGCCUUGGCACCCCUCCUGGAGUUACAAACUAAGGCCGGGGCCCGCGGCGCUCGGCGCGCAGGCAGCCCAGCUCCCUACGUCCAUUUCCGCGUGUUUUCAAAGAAGACAGAGGCACUGGGUCGGGCUUCAUUUUUUCCUCCCGCAUCCCCAGUUUCUUUCUCUUUUUAAAAAUAAUUAUUAUACCAAUAAUUAAAGCCAAUUCCCUCCUCCCCUCCCCCAGUCCCUCCCCCCAACUCCCCCCUCCCCCGCCCGCCGGGCUGGGGAGAGCCACGAAUUGACCUAGUGAAGCUACAACUUUGCGACAUAAAUUUUGGGGUCUCGAACCAUGUCGCUGACCAACACAAAGACGGGGUUUUCGGUCAAGGACAUCUUAGACCUGCCGGACACCAACGAUGAGGAGGGCUCUGUGGCCGAAGGGCCGGAGGAAGAGAACGAGGGACCCGAGCCCACUAAGAGGGCCGGGCCGCUGGGGCAGGGCGCCCUGGACGCGGUGCAGAGCCUGCCCCUGAAGAACCCCUUCUACGACAGCAGCGACAACCCAUACACGCGCUGGCUGGCCAGCACCGAGGGCCUCCAGUACUCCCUGCACGGUCUGGCAGCCGGCGCGCCCCCUCAGGACUCAAGCUCCAAGUCCCCGGAACCCUCGGCUGACGAGUCACCGGACAAUGACAAGGAGACCCCGGGCGGCGGGGGGGACGCUGGCAAGAAGCGGAAGCGGCGGGUGCUUUUCUCCAAGGCGCAGACCUACGAGCUGGAGCGGCGCUUUCGGCAGCAGCGGUACCUGUCCGCGCCGGAGCGCGAGCACCUGGCCAGCCUCAUCCGCCUCACGCCCACGCAGGUCAAGAUCUGGUUCCAGAACCACCGCUACAAGAUGAAGCGCGCCCGGGCCGAGAAAGGUAUGGAGGUGACGCCCCUGCCCUCGCCGCGCCGGGUGGCCGUGCCCGUCUUGGUCAGGGACGGCAAACCAUGCCACGCGCUCAAAGCCCAGGACUUGGCAGCCGCCACCUUCCAGGCGGGCAUCCCCUUUUCGGCCUACAGCGCGCAGUCGCUGCAGCACAUGCAGUACAACGCCCAGUACAGCUCGGCCAGCACCCCUCAGUACCCGACAGCACACCCCCUGGUCCAGGCCCAGCAGUGGACUUGGUGAGCACCACCCCAACCAGACUUGCGCACCAGGCCCAGGCCCCACCCCGGCGGCGGCGGCGGCGGCGGCGGCGGCGAGGAGGCCUCGGUCCUCAUGGUGGUUCUCAUUAUUAUUAUUAUAAAUAUUAUGGAAUCGAGUUGACUCUCGGCUCCAUCAGGGAGGCGCCGGGAGGUGGCCUGCGUCUCCUUGGAGUGGCAGAUUCCACCCAUCCAGCUCUGCCCAAGCCUCUCCUUCUGAACCUUUGGAGAGGGCUGAACUCUACGCCGUGUUUACAGAACGUUUGCGCCGCUUCGCUUCUUUGCCUCUCCCCGGGGGGACCAAACCGUCCCAGCGUUAAUGUCGCCACUUGAAAACCAGAAAAAGACCGAUCCCCACCCCUGCUUUCGUGAAUUUUGUAAAAUAUGUUUGUGUGAGUAGCGAUAUUGUCAGCUGUCUUCUAAAGCAAGUGGAGAACACUUUAAAAAUAUAGAGAAUUUCUUCCUUUUUUAAAAAAAUAAGAAAAUGCUAAAUAUUUAUGGCCAUGUAAACGUUCUGACAACUGGUGGCAGAUUUCGCUUUUCGUUGUAAAUAUCGGUGGUGAUUGUUGCCAAAAUGACCUUCAGGGUGGGCCUGUUUCCCUUCUGGGUCCAACUCCUUUCUUUGCGGCUUUUUUGGGUUUGGUUAUAUUUGCGUUUUCCCCUGCUUUCUUCCUUUCUCUUUUUAUUUUAUUCAGUGCAAACAUUUCUCAAACAUGGAAAAGAAAACCGUGUAGGUAGGGAGCCCCCUGCCCCAUCCUCCGGGCCUUGAGCCCCGAACUUGGAGCUCAGCGGUUCCGCGCGGUUUCCCCAAGAGCGCCGGGCGCUGAAAGCUUUCCAUUUUUUAAAUAAGAAUUUUAAUAAAAAUCCUGUGUUUAAAAGAACAAAAUGCCCGGCCCUCCGGUUUGUCCGACUUCGCCGGGCUGGAGGCCUGGGGCUGGGAGCGGGACCCGGCCGCCCAAGGGGCUCCCACCGGCGGUUCCUCUUGGGCGGGGAGGCCGGGGGCACCAUGGCCCUGGGGCGGGCGGGGCUCCUGGUGCAGGCCACUCCGACCACAGGCUGCACCCCGCGCCUAGGAUUGGGGCAGGGGCGGGAACGCUGGGCCUCCGAGCCGUCGGCCCCAAGCCCAGGGUCGCCCACUCUCUCCCCACCGGCCUCUCCUCUGGCCUCGCGCGCUGUCUGAACCCCGGGCGGCACCGUCCGGCUUCGGAAGGAAAAGUGGCUUAGGGAGCCGCAAAGGCGAGGAGAGCAAACCCCCCUCGCUGCCCAAAUCUACGAGUGGCUCUUUCAGCCUGAGAAGCUGUUGAAGCCACUACACUGGAUGACUUUCACUUUGUUGCGUUUGACUUACCUCACGCUAAGAAAGUGGGUGUGUGGGGGUCUGAGGUUAAGACUGGCUGCUUUCUCGCCACCCCUUUUCAAAAUCUGCGGGCUGUUGCCGGCCUAGGAGACCACUAAGGCCGAGGGUGGGAGCGGUCAGGGCGCGCUAGGCUUUGGCUUUGGCUGGGCCGGAGGAGUGGAGGAGGGGGGUGGUACGCGGGGUCCUGGGCCCGGGGGAGGGAGGAGACACUGCAGCCUUCUCUAGGCUCUUUGGCCCCAGGGAGCCAGGGAGCAAGGGAGCGAGAAUCUUUGGCAAUCCCAGCAAACCGUGCCUACCCCUUCCCUUCCUCUCCCAUCCUUUCCGGGCUUCCUAGCCUCUCCCCGGGGACUGGAUCCCAGGCCUCCUCCCCGCCAACGUUCGGCGGUGUGCGGUUCCCCCAAGUCACCCCUUGGGCGUGGGACUGGGUGGAUUGGUAGGAAAUAGAGGUUUGAGGGUGAAGUGGGCGCCCAGGACGGAAAGUGGGCAUACAGCCCCCGGCUCGCCCUGGAAGGGCGCGUCUAUCUUUCCAGUGGGGAACUGAUUCCGCCCCACCCUUGUCGCUGGGGGCAGAUCUCCUUGGCGGAUGCUGGCGCACACUUGGCCACGCGGGGGAGCGUCUCAGGGGGCCUGGUGAACUAGAGGGUGAGCCUUUCUUCUCUGGUUUCUGAAAAUAGUAGGGGCUCUGUAGCUCAGAGCCAGGCAGGUUCUUCCAUACGCGAAAGUCGGCGCAUUUGGAAAUUGUAGCUGUUCUCUCCGAAGCUGCACCUUCAAGGCUGGGAGGUGGGGUGGCAGUGAGGAGGCCAGGCAAAGGGAGCGGUCCCAAAUGACUUUCUCGCUCCCUCUAGUUGAUGAUCAGGUUUAAUUCAAUAUCUAAAGCAAACAUGAUUAUCCGUGCGACCAAAUCUGCGCGUCGAUAACACUCAGCGCAGCAGCCCAGGGACGCGAUGACACUUUAUUCCCGCCUUCCACACCAGCACUGGAUAAUUGAGGGCUCGGGAGUCUUUCUAAUAUCCUGGUAAAGGUCCUUUCCCAUCUCCAGGCUUAUCCUCGGGGAAAGGGCAGUUUUUCUAAAUGCUAAAAGGUCUCUCUUUGUUCUCCACACUAGCUUGGCAAUGUUUGGGGGUUUAUGUCUUGCUGUUUGUAAAGGCCAACGAAUUUUUCCCAAAUAGUUUGUUGUGCAAUAAUUGAAUGCUCAGCGUGCCCGGGUUCUAACCACUCCACAUCCACCUGCAACUUCCCCUAACCCCAAAAUCUUCUGGGAAGAAAGGUGGGGGUUUCCAGUCUCUUGGAGUGAAGUUGUCAGAAGGCCUAUAGCAAUUUUGACUGUUCCAGGCUCCAGGGUUUCCAGGGUGAGAAUGAUUACAAGAGAACCCCAGGUUUCCAGAGAGGAAGGGGCAAGAGUGGAAGGUCCUCACUCUGGCAGGCUUCCACCACUUGCUCAUUGAGGACACAUUUGGAGCGGUGGCCAGGACCGCGGGCCUGCAAUCUGGGUGUGCACUCCUGAGGCCGGCCGGGAGCCCGGGAGGUGGGCCCGGCGCCCGCCUCUCUCUGUCCUCGGGUCCCCAUGGAGUCAAUAAAAGCGCCUGCAGAGCCCUGUGUGGCCCUAACCCGAGCGCCCUGGGAGCGCACCCGGCGCGGGGUCCGCUUCAGCAGUCUAUCUUCGCCCAAUCUACAGCGGGCGGUACAAAACCGCACAAUGGGAAAGCUGGGAGCCGGAGAUGUUAGAGGCGUGCAUAUUAAAAAGGGACAGAGAAAGGAUCGCGGGGACAGAGAGAGGGGAAGAGGGAGAAGGGGCCCGCCCCCCACCCCUCGCCCCACCCCGCACCAUUCAGCGCGCUUAUCGCGGGCAGUGAAUCCCGGAGUCAGGCAGAAGUCUCCUUGGGGUUUUGUUGGGCCUGUCACUGGGUCCCUUUGUCAUCCGCGGGCUCCAUGCUGGAUUCCAUAUGGCCAGCUGGGCCGAGGGAGCGCGAGGAGGGAUCCGCACAAAACCUAAAUUGUGUCCGGCUUUCAAACCCUGUAUUGUUGUCUGUGAAAGGAAGACGCAUUAAAAAUUCGUGCUAUAUCUAUUGGGGAGGAGGUUGGAGGAGGGGAGAAAAAGCCACCCCUGUCUUUGAUGGCUUCGGAGGGCGCUGGCCCCGCCUAGGCCCCGUGACACUGAAAGCUGGAUCUCUCUCAUUCUCUCUCUCUGUCUCUGUCUCUCUCUGUCUCUCUCUCACACACACACAUAAUCUCUCUCUCUCCUCUCGUAAUCUCUCUCUACUUUCAUAGUCUCUCUUUCUCUCAUGAUCUCCUUCUCUUCCUCUCUUCUCUCUCCUUGACUCUAACGCUGGGACGGGAGUCAGCGAACCUGCACCUUCAGGGUUUGGGCUCACUUGUGCGCACUUUGCUCGCUCCUGUGUGUGUAUCAAGAAACUCCUGCCUAGGAGCUCUGCGCCGUCGGGCCAUCCUAGAACUCGGGGGGCAACUCAGGGUACCCAGGGACCCUACCGACGGGUCCUGAAGCCCCCGCGAGCGGAGCUGCCUUUCCACUCACUGCGAGAAAGGUUUUGAGAGGCCAAGGGUGCCGCUCAGUCCGGGGCCCAGUUAGACUUGGGCUGCAGCCGGUUCCAAGGCGACUUGCCCCCAGCCAGGCCACUUGGUUAAGUUACCAACCCCAAAGAGCUAAAGACGCGCGUUCAUUUGAAUUAUGCUCGGGGAUCCAACCCACUGGCCUCUUGGUGAGACGGGAAACCACUUCCCAGAACUUCCUCCACCAGCGUCUCUCCUCAGGUUGUAGGACGGAGAUAAUUCCUCUUUAUUUUUCAACGCCUCCUGUAUCGUGUGCUUACAAAAUUCAGCACCAGGGAGACACAGCAGGGCUUCCAAGGAAUUUGCCCAUUUUUUGCCUCCUCUAAGCGGUCCAAGUUGGCGCGAGGCAGUCGGAAAUAAUUUGGGUCAUGCUUUCUCCCCUGCAAUUGCCAGGUCAAAACUCCCAUAAGCAAUUCCCAAAUAAACAAUAUGUACUAAGCAAAAAUAGUUUAUGCUGAGCUGUGCGGAAAUAUAAAAUGGAACCCAGUUAUCUUCCCCACAGACAAAGUCACUCAACCCUUAAUAAGCAGAACUGAGCUGGUGGAAAUUCCGACCAAUGGGAAACUUGGAUGCGCCCCCUUUCCUAUUUAGUACAAUGGUCAUAUUUAGUAGAAUCAGAUAAUUGGGUACGAGUGGAAGCCCCCCUUCUCAACGUUCCCCACCUCAGACAGGGAAAUAACUUAUUUCCUUACCUAUUGACUGUUGGGCUUAGUUGAGACCUGGUGUGGAUUUCUCGAGCCUUUUCAAGAGCCUGGUCAUUGAAAAGCUAAUCCAAUAUUUACCGAGCAUAAGGACAGUUCUCAGACGUAUUUAUUAAGGCCCAUCGCUAAGUGAUUACUUGGACUGAAGACAAAGGCCAGGGGAGGGGGCGUCUAGGCGCACCAGAUCCUGCCCCUGUGGGCUCUCCCCACCCGGAACCAGGAAGCCGGGAGCAAGCUUGUGCGGUGCUGACGUUCCCCUCCCGGUGUUAAGUGGCGGGCGGAUUAGAUACUGUGCUGGGCGGUAUUUCAGGAAAUAUGUACUUGUGGCUUCCUGAGAGGCCAGGCGCAGUGACACUCUAAACCGUGUCGAUAUAUCAUCUUUUAUCCAGGAUCUGCAAAUAAACCCCUGAUCCCCUCGGCGCAUUAUAGCCGCCGCUAUCUUGCCAAGGAAGCGAUCUGAGUUUUAUUGCUUUCACCAACGCCCCAAGACAGACAGACACACACACACACACACACACACACACACACACAACACACACACACACACACACACUCCCCUCUCGCACUCUGAUUUUUAAAGCCUCUAUUUUUCCCCCUCCCGAGGCAUCGUUAUUAAUAAAGACGCGAAUAGGCCUCAGCGCCGCCAACCGAGCAAGUGGGGAAAUGCGGGCCCGCAGCCCUGGCCCGCGCGCGGAUCCCGCGUCCGCCCCACGCCCCGCCACUGGCCCGAGAACCGAGUGUGUGCCGCGCGCUACCGCCGCCAGGAGGCGCCCGAGCCCCGCGUUACCGAGCGUCUCCGCGCCGGGCCGGGCCGAGCCCAGAAGGCAGCUGCGCAGCAGCGGAAGCGCGGCCCGGGUCGGAGCAGGGUGAGGGGGCCAGGAGGCGGCGGCGGCUCGAAAUCCUGGGGAGAGCCGCGAGUCGGACGGCGGCGGGUGCGCGGCCGCCUGGGAGGUGCGAGUGGACCCGUCCCCGCCGUGCCCCUCCUCCACGUGUACCGCCGCCCGUCCCCGCCCCGGUUUCCAUAGUGUUUGGGCACAGACCACAGCCGACUGGUCCAGGCGCCAGGGCGCGCGGUCUCCGUGAUCUCAGGGCCCCUGGCGGCGUCGGCCCGGCGGUGGACGCGGGGAGGGCAGUGCUGCGAGGGCCGGGGAGUGGGCGCCCGCGUGGGGAGGCGGCCCAGGGAGCGCAGGAGCGAUGCGGAGGAGGGACCCGGUUUUGGUGCAGGUUCGCGGGCGGGGAUUCUGGGAAGGAAAGACCCUCGCCUCCCGCCCGCCCUGGACGUGGGUCCUGCCAGACCCCCAGUUCCUGCGGUUCCCCGCCUGGGAGCGGGGCAGGGGCACCGUCCAGCCGCCAGGGGGAGACGCCGCGCCAACCCCGACCGUGGGGUCCGGCCCGGGAGGCAAGAACCCCACCCACCCAGCAGAGCACCCAGGGCAACUCCCCACUCGGUGCUGAGGCCUCAGCUAGGGCGCGGGGUGUCCGGGAAUGGAAAGGACACGAGGGUGUGGGCGCCUCUCGCCUGGUGCCUGGUGCCUUUCCGAGAGGCUGGCCGUAGGGCAGCGAGUAGGGGACAAGGGAGCGACAUUCCCCAAGGUCCUCCCCCAACAAAAGUCGGGUCUGCAGUUCCAGCGUGAUUCGUUGAUUGUUGGGUGGAACCGCUUCGCAUCUAAUGUAUCGUGGCUCCAAACACUGACCCCUUUACUUUCCGAAGCCCCCGCUUCAAAACCAGCUGGCGGUGGGCUGGCGAGGGCGUGCAGUAGCCAGGCUUUCCGCGGGGCGGCGCGGUUGGAUAAGAAAAGGCUUCCCGGCUGAGCAGUGGAGCGCAGCUCCGACACCUGCGGGAUUCCAGAUGUCCCUGCGAGGUGUCCUCUACAGCAGGGCUGCAUUCCCCAAAUAAUGAACUCUCUGCUUUUGCGCUUGGCGCCUGGAGUGCGAUGAAGAGGCUGAAGGUAUCCAGCCCAGCCCUUCUCCCCUCCCUCCUCAGGCUGCUGAUGUGACAUGGUUGUAAUUGUCACCAGCCCAGCCCUUCUCCCCUCCCUCCUCAGGCUGCUGAUGUGACAUGGGUGUAACUGUCACCCUGCGCAGGACGUGGAACACUUAUCACCCCAAAAUGUUCCCUUCUAAUGGAAUAACGUGUUCUCUCCUAACAAAAGAAUACCUCAAUACUUACAGGUAUCAACUGCACGCUGCAGAUGAAAAAUCCUGUCCUCCCUUUGUUGCUUGUGGUAUUUUUACCUUUCUUCAUAAAAUGGUACAAAGAAAGCCCCAGGUCGCUGACCCCAGCCUCUCUCGCACCUGAAGACAAUGAUCAUCGCUGCUCCCGCAUACUGAGCACCUUCUAGGGCAGGCACCUUUCUCCCUGCUUCUCAUUGUCUAAUCAGAUCAUCAUAGCCAAGCUGUCCUUCUGCAGAGGAGCCUGUUUCAGAGAAGUUAAGCACCUGAUCUCAUAAUCAAGCCAGUGUUCUGACAAAAGCAUCUUGGGAGCAGAAGUGGGAUCUACCAGGGCAUCAUCUACUAUUCCAGCAUAGUGGGCAGGGAUGAGGGAGGACAGAGAUCCCCUCCCACUCUACAGAAGGCAGUUGGGUGGCUUCUUCACUGGGCGGGUUCUGCCAGCUCUUCUCUGGCAGCCAGUGCCCAGGUCCUGGCCUGGGUGGUGAGGGCUGGGCAAUCCCUUGGCAUCCUCGGGGAAGCCUGCACACCGGCACCUCCACUGGGUGUCAAGUGGCCAUCCCAGCCAGCAAGUGUCCCCUGAGAACUGAGGGGGAGCAGCCUGGGGGUCCGGCUGAAGGGCACACUUUAACCUGUUCUCACUCCUGGGCCCCGGCUUUCCAUGAUGUCGACGGCAUGAGCAACUCCCCUCUCCCCCCAGGAUGAUAAGGGGUACAAGAAAAAUUGAUUUUUGGGGCCGGGCACGGUGACUCAAGCCUGUAAUCCCAGCACUUUGGGAGGCCGAGGCGGGUGGAUCACGAGGUCAAGAGAUAGAGACCAUCCUGGUCAACAUGGUGAAACCCCGUCUCUACUAAAAAUACAAAAAAUUAGCUGGGCAUGGUGGCGCGUGCCUAUAAUCCCAGCUACUCGGGAGGCUGAGGCAGGAGAAUUGCCUGAACCCAGGAGGCGGAGGUUGCGGUGAGCCAAGAUCGCGCCAUUGCACUCCAGCCUGGGUAACAAGAGCAAAACUCUGUCUCAAAAAAAAAAAAAUUUGAUUUUUAAAUUGCCAACUGAUCUUACCACUGUAAUUAAAUGAUUACUUUUUUUUAUCUAAUGUGGGGAAAGAUAAAAUAAGCUAACAUGUUCUUUUGGGUAUGGUAUUUCCCUAAUCUGAGAGAUUUGCAAGUUUUUUUUUUUUUAAAUAGGAUCUCACUCUGACACCCAGGCUGUAGUGCAGUGAUGCUAUUAUAGCUCAUUGCAGCCUUGAACUCCUGGGCUCAAAAGAGCUUCCUGCCUCAGCCUUCCCAAGAGCUGGAACCACAGGCGUGCACCACCAUGCCCAGCUAUUUUUUAUUUUUGUGUAGCAAUGUGGUCUCACUGUGUUUCCCAGGUUGGUCUCAAACUCCUGGCCUCAAGCUAUCACCUGGGCCUCCCACAGCACUGGGAUUACAAAUAUGAACCACUGUGCCCAACCACAAGAAUUAUUAAGUAUGUACCAGGUCUCUCCAUGUUUCUUUAACUCUGCAAGCUACACAAUAAACGAAUUGCCUCAUCAGCCUCUGUGGGGAAGGUGAAUUGUAUGGAUGAGUAUGAAACGAAGGACAGUGAGACGUAGAAGGUAAAACAAAAGGAAUCAGCUUUUUGUGUCUGUGAUGAUCUGAUCACAAGGCACCUCUCAGAAAUAUCCAGUCCUUGUCACCCAGUGAGCAGCCAGCUGCUUGAGCAGAGAGCCGUGGCUGGAACUCCUGCUCUGUGACUCUGGGGAGGAAGCAGAGCUUGCGCGGGAUGCAGCUGCUGCCCACAGCCCCUGCGCACUCCCUCUUCCCUUGUGCCGGCUUCACACUGCCAGCAUCUGCAAGGCUCUGCCUGGAGGCAGAGCACGAGGCUGCUGGGCCCCUUAGACAGAUGGCUAGUGCUGAGGAGUUCAUGGUCUUCACCCAGUUUCAGGGAGAGGUUGCAGGAUACACAGCCUAGCUUCCUGGCUCCAGGUGGAACAACCCUGAGACAUGUGUGCCAUUUCCCACAGGCCCCCAGUGGGGCUGAGCCCUAGUUGCCUUCAGCCACAGUCUGCUCAUUAUCACUUCCAGUGUUCAUCUUUUUCCCUUCACUUUCUCAUUUUUCCAUUUCCUUGUUGGCCCCAAUUAAUUACUUGCACAUGAAUCUUUAUCUCAGGGUCUACAUCUGGGGAGCCCAAAGGCACAGACACUUGGACUCUUCCUCUGCCUUUAUCCUAGACCUGGCAUUGGUCUCCAGAGGUCACUCAGGACUUACUGGCCCAUCUUUAAUGGCUCUUUCCCUGCGUUUACACACCUUUCUGUGCUAAGUAGGGUUUUUGGGUGGCAAGAAGGCAGUUAGCAUGGGGAACUAUGUAGCAAGGGACAUGGACACUGAACAGCAGCCGGCCCAUCACUCUGGUUCCUCAUGGCCAAGCCUGGGACACAGCUCCCCAUGUGCAGAUCCAGAACCAUGGCUCUUCUUCCCUCAGGAGCCAUCCUCAAAUGAUGGUCUUUUCCCAUCACAAAGGAGCUCCCAGAAUGUGGCAGUCCCCCUUCCUAGAGGGAGAAUGUGGCUAGGUCGAGGAGGCACCUCUGGUUUUCAGAGACCCCAUUGGUCAGGUUCGGUGUCCAAAACACCUGAGGGGCAAGUGGGUUCUUGAAAGUCCAGCCCACAUGGUUACUUUUGACCUGGACACUCAAGGCACAGGGACACAUGACACAGGCACAGGGUGUAACAACUGUGUGCAGAAAGAGCCACUCUCAUUCCUCAGAAGAGCCUGUGGAGGUGGAGUGGCUGAGCCAUGUGCCCCAAACUCCGUGUUGAAGUCCUAACCCCUAUGUUCAAAUGUGACCAUAUUUAGACUUAGGGCCUAUAAAGAGCUAAUGGUGAAAAUGAAGUCACGAGGUAGGUCCUACUUCAGUGUGACUGGUGUCCUUGUAAGAAAACAGGGUUCAGACAGACAGAGGGGAGAGCACGUGAGGACACGGGGAGGAGAUGCCACCUGCAAGCCACGGAGAGAGACCCCAGGAGAAACUGGCCUUCCCGACACCUUGACCCUAGACCUCCAGCUUCCAGAACUGUAAGAAAAUACAUUUCUGCUGUUUAAGCCACCUGGUGUUAGAGUUCUGUCUUGAAUUUCUCUCUGCUUUAGACUUUUCUGUUUCGUUUCUUAGUCUAAGUUCUACUGAAAAGUGCAGAGAAGAUGAGUGCAGGCCCCUAGAGACAGGAUGGAUGCAGUACAUGUCUGGCUCCAGCUCAGCACGUGCUCUUGGUGCCCACUGAUCCGUCUCACUGCUGACUGGCAUCCCGAAGAAAUGGGCAGACUGCACAGGGGCAGCUCUUUCCUCCAAAGCUGCAACAUGGUGCAUGAAGUCCUCAGAUUUGGGAACGCGUCCAGGCGCUUGAGCUCAAACAUACAGUUCUGUUCUAAGGCAUCACAGCUGAAAAACUCCACAAAGGUGAGCUUUCCCCCGGAGACCGUGAGGAUUUCCUCAGGAACAAGGAGAAAUGUCGCAGCCGGGCGUGGAGGCAUCCGUGUUUUACGGGCAGGGUCUGUUUCCGCCGCAGGUAGGAAUCCACCGUGUUGUUCUCCCUGAUGCCUGCUGCACCUCUCCUUCAGUCUUGGCACUCUGAAACAGCGUGCUUGCGAGCACCAGUGGACGAUCCUGUCCUGUCUGUGAGGUGGACACAUUAGGAAUGUCCAGGUCUAGCCUGAAUUUCACAUCCAGCCAUUGGCUGCCACCAUGGUCAGGGGCUCCUGCACAUGGACCGCCACUUCCCCUCCCAGGAGCCGGCAGGUGGCCAGCAGCCCCAGAACGCCCUGGGCACCUGUCCCCAUAGGCUUGGAUGACAUGAUGAUGUUCUUUGUGCCUUUGAGGCUGGCGCCCUAGGUCUUUGUAUAGUAAAUCCCACCUUGUCCUCUCUAGUUGAAACAGCCAUUUCCCAAAUUCCAAUCUGAUGCAGCCCUGUCCUUCCUUCCCUCGUGUUUCUUCCUUCCCUCCUGUGGACUCCCAGGAUGUGAAGUUGGCAUUCCCUUGAGCCUUUUGGGAACAUAUAAGCAUACUGCCCAAAGUCCGCCUAACUCCAGGUGUAUCCUGUAGAACCAGCAUUCUAAUUCCUAAUUUUAAAGAUCUCACAGGACACAGGGUGUGUGUAAAAAGCUGCAAACUAGAGCGCUUGAUUUGAGUAUGAAUGAGAUGGAGGAAAGCAGCUGUGGAUGCAGAUGAUGAAUCCCUGAGUAAGUGACUCCAGAGCCAAAGGUGUUCUUCACAUGGAGAGAACGACUACCCAGGGAAGGAGCUCAGACUCAGCUGGACAAGCCCUGAGGGGACAGCCAUGUCCCAGUUCGGCCAGGAGGGUUUGGCUCACUGGGCGUGUGCCUGGUGUCUGCUUGAUUCUCCUCCGGCCGAAUUCUACACAGGUGAGUUGCGCUCGUUCUUGCCUCCCCAAGGCCUAGAUCAGAGUUCCUCCAGCUUUGGGGUGCAAACGAAUCCCCCGGAAUUUUCAUGAAAUGCAGAUUCGUGUUCAGAAGCCCUGGCGUUCUGCAUUUCUCAUGAGCUCCACGGGCUGCUGACGCUGCUGGGGCAUGACCACACUUUGGGUGGCAAGGGGUUGGCAAGCAAUUCCAGGUGUCCCCUUAGAGAUGGCCUGCUAUCGCACUGUCAGGAGGUAGCUGCCACAGUGACGGCCACUCCAGAGCAAGGGGGCAGAACCUUUUGAAUCCUUGAAUCAUUUGGGAAAUAACCCAUAUGAGUAAAAAGUAAUCAAAAAGUAAUAUGUUGGAUAUUAGAGCCAAAGGAAAUACUAGCAUCAUUUUGUAAUGACUCCUUCCACGAGUUUUCCAGAUGAGGAAACUGACAGAGCCAGGUGGCCUGUGGCUGAAGAGGGAGACGCUCAGUGAGGUCUCACUGCUGCACCUCCACAGUGAUACCCUGCUGAGACACAAAGGAAAUGUUGAACGUAACUGUCUUUAAAAUUAAGACCGUGACUGUCCUGAACAUUUACAAAGCACAAACCAUGAGAAAAAGGCCUGUACCAGAAAUCAGAAGAUGGCUUUUGUCCACGUGCAACCUUGGACAAGUUAGUUACUUAACCGUGCCCUCUAAGCCUGUUUCCCCACUGGUUACCAAAAAAAGAAAGAAAGAAAGAAAGAAAAGGCUAUGCCUGCCCUGGCUAAUUCAAAGGGCACGGCAGGGAGGGAGGUAGAUAACGUCCUGAGCCACUUAAAACGGUGGAGCUGAACUCACGGUGGGAGCACUGUCACACACCUUUUCAUUACAAAGAUGUUGGUGGGCUGAGGGAGGUGGAGAGAGGCCCAAGGAUGGGAGCAAAGGGGUGGGCUGAGGGGAGGGGAAGGAGGAAGCCAGAGAGACAGGCCCAGGCUAGGCUCCGAAGUCAGCAGGUGAGCGGGGUAGAACUAGCAGCACCCUCUCUGUGGGUAUUUGCAGGGAUGGAAUGUACUGCGUCUGUGCUCUCCAAUGUGGCAGCCGCUAGCCACAUGUGACUGUCAAGCACUGGCUGUGUAGCUAGUGUGAUUGAGGAACUGAUUUUUAAUUUUUUUAGUUGUUUGUCCAGUGGCUCCUAUAGCAAAGAUCCAGAUGAUUUGUUUGAAGCAGUACAAGGAGAAGUGUGACUCCCCUCUUCUUACUCCAGUAACAUGCUGAUUAACAUCAUUGCAAUUAAUCACCAUUCACAGCUCUUCAGUUGCUCUGUGGAACCUCAGCCGACUCUGAAAUGCACAGCCACUGUGGCAGGGGUGACCGAAUGGGCUGGGAGUGGCAAUGAAGAUUCAUCUCUUCACACACUCUUUAUACCCUCAACAAAAACGCCUGAGGCUGUGUAAAAGUCCAUCAAUAAUAAAGAGAUUUUUUAAAUAUGA
Molecule: messenger RNA, 16261 nt
Organism: Callithrix jacchus (white-tufted-ear marmoset)
Lineage: Eukaryota; Metazoa; Chordata; Mammalia; Primates; Cebidae
Gene: NKX2-2
Product: NK2 homeobox 2
Biological process (GO): regulation of transcription by RNA polymerase II; cell differentiation
Cellular component (GO): nucleus
Molecular function (GO): DNA-binding transcription factor activity, RNA polymerase II-specific; RNA polymerase II cis-regulatory region sequence-specific DNA binding
Source: RefSeq, a predicted model, not a curated record